AUCACUUCCCUCCAGCUUUCUACCGUUUUGCUUUCUUUACUGUGGCCUGCUCUUACCUAAAUUGCACAAAUCUUGGUCUCAGCGAAGGAUCUAGGCCCGAAACGUCAGCUUUCCUGCUCCUCUGAUGCUGCUUGACCUGCUGUGUACAUCCAGCUGCACACCGUGUUAUCUCAGAUUCUCCAGCAUCUGCAGUUCCGGUUAUCUCAGCGACUCUGCACCGCACUCGUGGAUGAUCACGUGGUUUUCACUGAUCCCGCCCUCCCUUCAUUCCGAUUGGGCGACAUCCGUCCGGUCAUGCACGGCACACCUGUGCUCCUAUUGGUCGCGCACUGACAUCAAUCAGCCAGACUUCACUGUGAGCUGGAGCAUGCGCAGUGCUUUGUGUUAUUGUCAGAAGCAAAUGAACGUCGUCGCAAUGUUGCAUUUUGAGACGAAUGAGACUGAAAACUGGAUCUGUCUUUUUACCUUCACAGAUGCUGCCAGACCUGCUGAGCUUUUCCAGCAACUUUGUUUUUGUUCCUGAUUGACAACAUCCCAGUUCUUUUGUUAUUUUUUAAUAAGUCGCGAUUGAAAAGGCUUCCUGCAGCUCAAAGCUAAAGAUACUCUUGAUACCGCUCUGUCAGCCAAUAGAGAAAUAGCGGUGAAAUAAGGGUAAUAAAUACAGGCCUAGCAGUCCUCAGGUCAGAUGUAAAGGGAAUAAUUAUGAAUAUGAAGAACAUCACGUGGUGAAGUGAGGUGAGUGUUGUUCAUAUGAACUGUGAUUGGGCAGAGAGGGAGGUUAAUCAAAAAAGAACAAGCAGAAAAGAGAUUCUCAAGAAAGGUCUGUGCAAUGGAAAGCAACGAGAAUAAGAAGAUAAAAGCCCAACACAAGAAAAAGUUUGAAGACCGCGGCUGCAGAAACUCCAACAAGUUGUUUCACUGCUCUACUGCCUAGUUAUUGACUUAAGCAGUAUAAUCCACAUUCAACUGUCGGAAAUAUGUUUGAAAUUCGACAUUGCUGUUUGUCCUUCCACUUGAGGAGGAGCAUUUGGAAUGACAGGAAGCAGCUGACAUCAGUGAUGUUUGGCUGGAAGUACAAGGUGAUGCAGGAAAACUGCAGGUUUGACGAUACUUCACCUUUCUCAUUCCUCAGACUCCAACCCACUUUGAUUCUGAAAGAUUUGACUGUUGUUUCCGGUCAGUCAGCUUGCCGAAGCAGUCAGAUUUCCGUCAUACUACUCAGAAUAAAAAUGGCAUCAGGAGAUGAGCUUCCAUCCCAUCUCACUGUCGAUACCUCCAACGUUCAAAUUCUUAACUCUGAGACCUCAAAAAGACUCGUCGAAAAUUUUGUAAUCGCUCUCAUGAACAAGGAGCGUUUCUACAUCCGCACAUUCUUUUCGACAUACAAAGCAUAUACCACUGCUGAAAGUGUGUUGUACAUCCUCCUGGACAACAGCGGAAACAAUGCUAACAUUCCGAGCUGUGAGGAGCUUGAAAAUCCAAUUCCUCCAGAGACAGUUGCAGAGAUCAGAAAGUAAGUAUUGAUCCAAUGUGUGAGGAAAUGAUGCUUUAAUCAGAAUACAACUAUGUGAGGGGCAACCGCUGGAGGCCGCCAUUUUCAGGAACAUUAUUUAGAGACUUUCUCCUGAAACUUAGCAGCAUCUGUGGAGAGAAAGCAGAGUGGGCAUUUUGAGUUGAGGUUCCCCUGUUCAGAUCUUCGCAUCUCUGAAGACGUGUCGCUUGGCUCAACUUGAACUCUGUUUUCUGUCUGUAGAUGCUGCAAAACCUGUUGAGUUUCUCCAGCAAUGUCUGCUUUUCUUUCAGCUUGUCGGCUUCUGUAGUUUGUUCUUUUACAUUAAAGAAACAGUUGGCUGUUGUUCUAAAAUUUGCUCUGUUCUUAGUGUUGUAAAAAGAAAUUUUAGAUGGAAGUUCGUGGUUCAUGCUGCAGGCCUUCUGCUGGAACUGAAACCUGGAGGCCUUGGCCGAUUCCAGCGGUGACCAAUAAAGAGAUUAUUGCCGGGUUACUCACCAGUUGACGGUUUGACUCAGUUUUGACAGCUGCUAGUCCAGUGAAAGGGAUGGCAGAUCAGCACCUUUCUCAGCCCGACUGUUAAUGCUGAUUGUCACUGAGGUUGUGUAAGUGGGCGCCAUCAGGAAAAUGAGGGAGGCAGUCCUUAGAUGUCAGGGAGAGCCCAGGUGAAAAAGAGAACUGGUCCAUGUCACAUAGCUUUGCAAUGUGUAGGUGGUAAACUCCCUCCCUGCCAUUUUCCUAAUCCUCCCACCUCCCAUUUAAUUGUCAGCGAAUGAUUGGCCAUGCAUUAACACACAGUCUUUAAUGGAAUAUUUCUUUUCCAAACAUUGGACUGUGCACUGCUGGUAAAUAUAUUGAAAAACUUGACUCUCUAACUCUGUUUGCAGUGUUAUUACAUGUCCCACCUCCCCGCAUCGCCCAAAAAAACCCCAGACCAUUGUGCUUUGAGAACUUGUGUGAAAGUGGAAUUUCCUUCUUCCUUGCAACUCCCCCAGCUUCUCUUCCAGACUCAACUCCUGUCACUUGCAAACCACCUGUUAGAGCUUGGAAGGGAAAAACAAAUCUUGAUCUAUUGUAGUUACAUACAUCAGAAAUGUUGCCUGUUUAACAAAUCCAGUUGAAUAGGACUUGAAAACUUGAGAGGGCUUGUCA
This is a messenger RNA of Stegostoma tigrinum, 2662 nucleotides long. RefSeq names its product ral guanine nucleotide dissociation stimulator-like 1. The record is from RefSeq and is a predicted model, not a curated record. The coding region runs from base 978 to 1517 and encodes 179 amino acids. The transcript is spliced from 6 exons. NCBI's taxonomy places the organism in Eukaryota, Metazoa, Chordata, Chondrichthyes, Orectolobiformes, Stegostomatidae.